Salvia hispanica is the source of this 2729-nucleotide messenger RNA. RefSeq names its product DHHC-type zinc finger family protein. Gene Ontology annotation, molecular function: protein-cysteine S-palmitoyltransferase activity. The record is from RefSeq and is a predicted model, not a curated record. Gene Ontology annotation, cellular component: endoplasmic reticulum; Golgi apparatus. Lineage: Eukaryota; Viridiplantae; Streptophyta; Magnoliopsida; Lamiales; Lamiaceae. Gene Ontology annotation, biological process: peptidyl-L-cysteine S-palmitoylation; protein targeting to membrane.
UACAAAGCAAAAUGCCAGUCCAGCAUCGCCUCUGACCUCUCCCUUUCUCUCUCUCUCUCUCUCCAUUGCUGGACGGAUCUUUGCUUGGCUCAAAGGAAAAAACCCCCAUUUCAUCUCCAUACGGCUUUGGUUAUCUUUCUCUCUCUUCACCAUCAUUGUGUGAGCUUGGUGUGAUGGUGGGUUGUAAUGAGUGAGCAAGGAAAAGGGGCUUAGCCCAUUGAUCGGCAUCUCCAUCCCUCCACUUUCAUUUCUGGCUUUAUCUCUCCUUUUUGUGAGCUUUUAUUGAUGCUUCUACCUUCUUUUUUUUUGGGUUGCUUCUCCAUUGGAAAUGAGCAUGCAAGUUUUGUUUGGUUGCUUUUUUUAGUGAGCCAUUGAUCUCAAUUCUGCCAUGGAAAUGGGGUAAAAUGAAACUGGCUUUUAGAGGGAUGUUUUAGCAACUGAAACGAACUUCAUUUCAAUUUUUAACUCAGCCCAGAAAUUUCCUAGAUUUUUUUUUCUCGAUUUCCAACUCCAAUCACCACAAUGAGAAAGCACGGCUGGCAGCUUCCUUACCACCCACUCCAGGUGGUUGCUGUUGCUGUAUUUCUGGCAUUGGGGUUUGCUUUCUAUGUGUUCUUUGCCCCUUUUGUUGGGAGACAAUUGUUUCAAUACAUUGCGAUGGGGAUUUACACUCCUCUUCUAGCAUGCGCGUUUGGUCUAUACAUUUGGUGCGCUGGUGCUGAUCCUGCUGAUGCCGGCGUCUUCAAGUCGAAAAAAUAUCUUAAGGUCCUCGAUAACAAGGAGCAUAACAAACAGAACGCGUGUAAGCAUGGUGGAGAGUCAACUUCCUCUGCCGUAGAUGGCAAUGCUGCAGCUGUUGAAGGGGAAGCUAAUGAAAAAGGAAGAAAUGAUGUUGAAUCAGCAGCUGAUAGGAACACUGAAGCUGAAAAGAACGAUUCGUCACCUCAUAGGAGCAUUUGCAGUGUGGGCUUGUUGGCUUUACUGCCUUGUGCCUACUUUUGCACCUCGCACGAAGAGUCCUCUGAUCAUCAGAGUGAAGAUGGGAUGUUCUACUGUAGUUUGUGUGAAGUUGAGGUUUUCAAGUACAGCAAGCAUUGUAGGGUUUGUGACAAGUGUGUUGAUCGCUUUGAUCAUCAUUGCCGGUGGCUAAACAAUUGCAUAGGCAAAAGGAACUACAGGAAGUUUUUUACUCUUAUGGUGUCGGCACUUCUCUUGCUUAUUAUUCAAUGGUCAACUGGAAUCCUUGUACUCAUCCUGUGUUUUCUCAAGAGGAAAGAAUUUGCUACCGACAUCAGCUCUAAGCUAGGAAGCAGUUUUUCCAUAGUCCCCUUUGUAAUUGUUGUGGCAGUGUGCACUAUAUUGGCCAUGAUAGCAACUCUGCCUCUUUCUCAGCUAUUCUUCUUUCACAUCCUUUUGAUCAAGAAGGGAAUCAGCACCUAUGAUUACAUUAUAGCUCUAAGGGAGCAAGAUCAAUUAGGUGGCGGUCAACAAAGCCCUCAAAUGUCACCCGUUAGCUCCAUUACAGGAUUAAGUAGUGCCAGCUCCUUCAACACUUUCCAUCGGGCGGCAUGGUGCACCCCACCACGUCUGUUUGUUGAGGAUCAGUACGAUGUUGUACCUCCUGACAACGGGUCUGUGAGCUCACUCGGGAAGAGAACAAUGGUGGAAGAACAAAGCAAGAAAAAGAACCCUGCAGCAGUAAAGAUCAGCCCAUGGACUCUAGCUCGUUUAAAUGCAGAGGAUGUUUCGAAGGCUGCUGCAGAGGCAAGGAAGAAGUCCAAGAUCUUAAGGCCUGUGGUGAGGCAUGAGUCCAACAGCUAUGCUCAUGAAACAGACAGCAGUUUCGGCAGUAGUGGUCGGAACACGGCUCUUAGGCCUGACAAUGGUAGGAAACGAGGGAGCAGGCGCAUCCGCCUACCCACAGACGUGCCUCUUCAAUCUCUAUCGAAGCUUCAAAGUUUCGAUGCCCAAAAUAUUAGAGAUCAUCAUCAUCAUCCCACAUCAACCAGUUUGGCUCCUCUGCAGCUCGAAGCCCGGAGUGAUUUCCGGGGAAUGCCAGCUGUGAACGUGGCUUCCUCGCCUGAGAGCAGUAGCCUAGAUUCCCCCGACAUUCAUCCUUUCCGGGUCUCCUCAUCCGGAGCUGAAGAGGGGAGGAGGCUAGCCGGGCUGUCUUCCACUGCCCUGGCCGCUCAGAAGGACAUCCCGUUGUCAAGAUCGACUAGCGAUGGAUAUGAUGCAUCCGGCGGUGAAGAUAGCGACAGAGUGCCUACGAGGUUUCUGCAUAGGCCUAACAACUGGAACAACAUGCUGUUUGGGUCUGAAGCAGAGAGAAGUAGCUCAUCAAGAUUCAUUGCACCGACAUCGGCGACCUUCUCUAGUCAUAGGAAUCUUUGAGGAUAGAAGGGUGAUUCAUGAGAUUCUUUCAAUUGUUGGCCGAGGUCUUAAAAAACGCAGUUGGAAAUUCUGAUGCAACUUUGAAGAGGCAGAGACUAAUGUUUGCCUGGUGAUUUUUUUUGUUUUUUUGGAGGGAGCUAAAAAAAGGAAUAAUUGCAGUUUGAGAGCUCUGCCCCCACCAUUGAUGAAAGCUUGCAGCAGAAUCACUGACUUUGCCAUGUAAAUUUAUGUCUGUGGCAUAAAUUUGUUCAUUGUCUAAGUUUCGGUUACAAGUCAGUUGAUUUGUUAGUGAUAGUGGAAAGACAAAAUUUGUUCUAUAUCCUCCUUUUUAAGCA